AUGUCUGCCGUGGAGAAGGUGAUGCUCUUCCAGCGAUGCGUCAUCACCGUGCUGCAGCCGCUUCUUGAUGGCAUGGAAAGCGCGUUCCGUCUCAGAGACCCUUUUGGUGAUUGGCAAACCGUGCGGCCCCUGCUCUAUGCCUGGGUGUGCAACUACCCUGAGAGCAGCAAGAUCAGUUGCACACUCUCGCAUGGAUCGCGGAUGCCGUGCAGCAUCUGCUAUGCUGCAAAGGAGCAUCUGGGGGCUGUCAAGGCACGGAACACGCCGCGCACGCCUGAACAGCAGCAAUGGAUCGUUAACGAGGCGGCUGGGACGAAAACUAGCCAGAACAACCCGUGCAAGACCUACUCUACCUACCCUGUUGAGCUAUCCAUUCUGACAAGUACAUUUCUCCUUCAUUCCAAACCGCAUCCCCAUUUCCAGUGCGUGCUCUGGAAGUGGGAUGUCCCAGGGACCGUGUGGGGCAAUCCCUACCUCGUUAUCAUGCCUGACAUCAUGCACCAGGCGGACCUGGGCAUCAUGAGCCACAUUGUGGCUGUCGUGCGCAAGAUGAAGAAGCGGCGUGUGAAGCAGAUGGACAGGUCAGUGCUUUGGGGAUUGGAUUCGUUGCUCUCGGUCAUGGUGUUUGUCUUUGCUGGCCUGCUUCGCCAGCCCCAGAUGGAUGCCGUUCGUGCCUAUCUUGGCUGGUACCUCCUGUGCUCCCAGCCACAGGGGCACACUGAGCGGUCCCUCCUGGAGCUGAAGAAGAUGACCUUCCGGUACUAA
Messenger RNA from Closterium sp. Yama58-4, 765 nucleotides. The record is from the annotation of a GenBank genome assembly. Lineage: Eukaryota; Viridiplantae; Streptophyta; Zygnematophyceae; Desmidiales; Closteriaceae.